This is a messenger RNA of Ambispora leptoticha, 1308 nucleotides long. NCBI's taxonomy places the organism in Eukaryota, Fungi, Glomeromycota, Glomeromycetes, Archaeosporales, Ambisporaceae. The record is from the annotation of a GenBank genome assembly.
AUGGCACAACCCGAAUGGCAUAGGUAUUUUGACGACAACGAUGUUGAUGAUUGGAGCGUCCUCGGUUUUCAUGAAACGUGGAUACGUGAAAAUAAAGACGAUCUAAAAAAGCUAAACUAUCAAAAAGCAAAUGAUAGAAUCACAAAAAGUCUACGUUCUCUUAUUAGCGAUUGUAAAGAUGAAAUGAAGACGCAGAAGGCUGCGAAACUUCUAGCGAAUAAGGCAAGUACAUCAAGUACUUUUUAUAAUAGAGUCAGUGAAGAUGGCAAACGUACUCACGGAAGUGAACUUGACGAAUUGUGGACUUUUAUAGAUUAUCAAAGAUUGGCACAAGCGAAAUUGAAUUAUGAACAAUUUGAUAAUAUCACAAAAUAUUCACACGCUUUGACUGGUGUUGCAAUGAGAAACUUAAACACCCUUAUACCAUCAACGUUACCAUGUAAACGGCCAUUUGAAGAUCUCGAGUCAGAAACAAUAAAUUUAGCACAGGUUAUAGGACAAGGAUCAAAUAUAGCUUUUAAUUCGCAACCAAAGGGAAUGAAGACACCACCAUCCAGGCCUCCAAACGUAGAUACUCUUCUUUCUACUCCGGAUAAUUAUCUUGAUGCAAUGGGACAGUCGUUGAAAUACAACCAUAGUUGCGUUCCGACACCACCUAUAUGGGCUAAUAUAGAGAGUUAUCUUGAAAAUGGUUUAAAGAAGUCGGGGAGAGAUUUUAAGAAGGCUAUCAUGCAAGAAAUUGAGGGAGUUGAUGAGAGGAUGUUUCGUCUAUACUGUGAAAAAAUACUGAUCGAUUUAAAAAUCGGGGAGAGAAAAUAUAUUGUGCAGAAUCUCUCUUCGCUUUUCAAAUUUUAUGAAACAACAUUUGGAAAUAUAACCUUUGAUUGGAUCGAAUCUCAUUCCCGAUCAGCCAAAUUGACAAAAUCACAAACAAGCUCUGGAAUUGUUAAUGAUAUCUUGAAUCUGAUUGCAAUUUUGCUCGAACACUUGAAUAUUUCUAUAAAGACUGCUACAAACAUAAAAGUAUUCAGUUUGCAAGCCAUCGGUUGUCGAAUUACACUGUAUUCUCUUAGCGUAACUGAAGGCGGUUCCUUUUUGUCAUCCGAACUAGCCUCUGCCAUAAUUCCUUUUUCAUUCGAAGCUAGAUCAAAAUACAAAUCAGUUCUUUAUCUUAUGGCAAUUUUUCACGUAAGUAAUUAUGCAGAUAUUUAUUUUAUUCAGGAUGAAUUUAUAAAACAACUUUCAAUCAUGCAAGAACUUGAUUUUGACGUAACCAUAAUGAAGGAGCUACAGUUCGGGAUGUUUUAA